Molecule: messenger RNA, 3040 nt
Organism: Erpetoichthys calabaricus (reedfish)
Lineage: Eukaryota; Metazoa; Chordata; Cladistia; Polypteriformes; Polypteridae
Product: V-type proton ATPase 116 kDa subunit a 4-like
Exons: 21
Coding region: 149-2659 (836 amino acids)
Biological process (GO): proton transmembrane transport; vacuolar acidification
Cellular component (GO): plasma membrane; vacuolar proton-transporting V-type ATPase, V0 domain; vacuolar proton-transporting V-type ATPase complex
Molecular function (GO): proton-transporting ATPase activity, rotational mechanism; ATPase binding
Source: RefSeq, a predicted model, not a curated record
AAAAAAAACUAAGAAAGAAAGGAGGCCUUUACGGUGUCUGAUUUCAUUCUUUGCUUGAAUUACACUACUGUGUAGUCUACAGAGCAGUAAGAUUUUAUACUGAAAGUAAAUACUCCUCAUUUGUAAACUACUUGUCUCAGACUUCAGGAUGACAUCAGGAUCCUUAUUUCGAAGUGAGGAGAUGUGUUUAGCUCAAAUCUUCCUCCAAGUAGAGACAGCUUACAGCUGCAUAGCAGAAUUAGGAGAACUGGGCCUUGUCCAGUUUAGAGAUCUUAAUGAAAAUGUGAAUGCCUUCCAAAGAAAAUAUGUGAAUGAAGUAAGAAGAUGUGAAACAAUGGAAAGAAUUAUCAAUUUCUUGGAAAGGGAAAUACAAGGGGACCAGAUAUUUAUGGCAGACUGUGAGCAAAAUGUACCCCAGGCACCUCUUCCAAGGGAAAUUAUUGACAUUGAGUCUGCUCUUGAGAAACUGGAAAAUGAAUUAGUUGAGGUCAAUCAAAACCAGCAGACCCUGAAAACAAACUUUGUGGAACUUAAUGAACUGAAGCAUUUACUCAAGAAAACACAGGAGUUUUUUGAGAAAGAAGUAAGUGUCCCAGAAGACAUGUUUAAUGAAGACACCACUGCUUUGCUUGAACUACGCAGUACUCCUGCAGCUGUAGCUGCUGGCAAACUUGGUUUUGUGGCAGGAGUAAUAAACAGAGAAAGGAUGGUCACUUUUGAGCGUUUGUUAUGGAGAGCAUGUAGAGGAAAUGUGUACAUAAAGCAGAGUGACUUGGAUGCUGAGGACCCUGUUUCUAAUCAAGGAGCGAAGAAGAAUGCCUUCAUCAUAUUCUUUCAAGGAGAACAACUUAAGAAUAAAAUUCUAAAGAUAUGUGAUGGAUUUCAUGCUUCAGUUUAUCCUUGUCCAGAGAAUGCAAAUGAAAGGCGUGAGAUGCUCAGUGGACUAAAUACACGUAUAGAAGAUUUGAACCUGGUUUUGAACCAAACUGAUUCUCAUCGGAAAAGGAUGCUCCAAGAUGUUGCAGGCAGCCUGAGCAAAUGGUCGAUUAAAGUACAGAAAAUGAAGGCAGUCUAUCAUACCCUUAAUAUGUGCAAUAUCGAUGUGACUCAGCAAUGCCUGAUUGCUGAGACCUGGUGCCCUGUGUCAAAUAUGGACCAAAUCAAAAAGGCUCUUAGUCAAGGCACAGAACGUGCAGGUUCCCCUGUUGCCCCAAUUGUGACUAUUGUGAACACAAAGAUGUCUCCCCCUACCUUUAACAGAACUAAUAAAUUUACAGUUGGGUUUCAGAAUAUUGUUGAUGCAUAUGGUGUUGGAACAUAUAGAGAAAUGAAUCCAACACCAUAUACUAUUAUUACCUUCCCAUUUCUGUUUGCUGUGAUGUUUGGAGAUUGUGGACAUGGAUUUGUCAUGCUUGGCUUUGCUCUGUGGAUGGUUAUCAAUGAAAAAUCUCUUAUGAAGAACAAGGGAAGCAAUGAGAUAUGGGAUACCUUCUUUGGAGGACGCUAUAUAAUUCUUUCAAUGAGUAUUUUCUCCAUAUAUACAGGCUUUAUCUAUAAUGAUUGUUUCUCGAAGGCCUUAAACAUCUUUGGUUCCUCAUGGCAUGUCAAACCAAUGUUUUUGAAUGGUACCUGGAAUUUUUAUGCAGUAGAAAACAAUGCCCUUCUGCAGCUUGAUCCUGCAGUCCCAGGAGUAUUUUCUGGAAACCCUUAUCCAUUUGGAAUAGACCCAAUAUGGAACAUUGCCUCUAAUAAGCUGACAUUCCUCAACUCCUACAAAAUGAAAAUGUCAGUUAUUCUUGGAAUUAUCCAGAUGGUGUUUGGUGUUAUAGUAGGCCUUUGCAACCAUGUAUAUUUUAGAAGGCCUCUCAACAUAAUUUUGCAAUUCAUUCCGGAGAUGAUUUUCAUUUGCUGUUUGUUUGGAUACCUGGUUUUCAUGAUCAUCUACAAGUGGUGUCAAUAUAAUGUUCUGACUUCCCAGGGUGCCCCUAGUAUCCUAAUUCACUUCAUUAACAUGUUCCUCUUCAACUACAGUGACACCACCAAUGCCCCUUUGUACAUACAUCAGCAACAGGUCCAGUCUUUCCUGGUGAUCUUUGCCUUGAUUGCAGUUCCCUGGAUGUUGCUCAUCAAACCAUUUAUCUUGCGGCACAAUCACAUAAAAUCACAACAAAUGCUUCAGAGAAGACAAGCUACCAGCGGAACAGAAGAAAUUGAAGUAGAUGAUCUCCAUACAAACCACUCUAGCAGCUCAAAUCAUGGAGAUGACCAUGAAGGAGAGUUUGACUUUGGUGACAUUUUUGUGCACCAGUGCAUUCAUACAAUUGAAUACUGCCUGGGCUGCAUCUCCAACACAGCAUCUUACCUUCGACUGUGGGCCCUUAGCUUGGCACAUGCACAAUUAUCUGAAGUUUUGUGGACAAUGGUGAUGGAUGCAGGCUUGAACACUUCCAGUUGGGGUGGUCUUAUAGGAGUGUUCAUCAUCUUUGCUGCUUUUGCUGUUUUAACAAUUGCUAUUCUUCUAAUCAUGGAAGGGCUGUCUGCCUUUCUCCAUGCUCUGCGUUUGCACUGGGUGGAGUUUCAAAACAAGUUCUACAGUGGCACAGGUUACAAAUUCUCUCCCUUCAGCUUUGAAUCAAUAUUAUCAGGAGAAACUGAAUAAUAAAUAUGUGCCAUAAAAAUGUGCUACUAUAUUUAAAAGUAUCUUUUAGUUGCACUGGAGUAAUAAGACAAUUUUAUUACCUAUUGAAACUGUGUUAUGUGUCAUACAUCUUGCCUGUAGAAGGGGCCUGAGUUGCCUCGAAAGCUUGCAUACUGUAAUCUUUUUAGUUAGCCAAUAAAAGGUGUCAUUUUGCUUGACUUCUCAUUACAUCCAUAAUGGCUAACACGAUACAACACCCUAGUAAAUUGUAAAUGUGAAAAAAAUUACUACAUUUAAAGUUAUUGUCAUAAGUACAUGAUACAGCUGAACCAGUAAAUUUGUAUGAAUAUUAAAUAAAAUAUUGGGUAUUUAUGAGUUGCAUAUUUUAACUAAGAAAUAAAG